AUGGCUUUUUUAGGCCGUCUUUUGAGCAGAGACAAAUCCAAGUCAUUUGCAGAGAAGCCUAACCAAGUCGUACGAGGCACCACAUGUGAGGUUGAAAUCGUCCAUCGUAAGGACGAUUCCAAAAUUGCCAUUAAGCGGUUUAUAUCGUGGGACCGACACAGUCAUCAUAAGCAAGUUUGUAAUAAUGAAUACGCAUUGCUCAAAAAGCUGCAACAUGAAAACAUUGUAGAAGCCCUUGAUUUUGACCAAAAGAAGUAUACCAUUACGUUUCCUUAUUAUGACUACACUAUGCUACUGCUAAUGAAGAUGAAACUACUCCCGACAAUACAGGAACGAGGGUUAUGGUUCUGUCAAAUUUGUGAAGGAGUUGCUUACUUGCAUUCACAAAACAUAGUGCAUAGAGAUCUAAAACUCGAGAAUAUAAUGGUUGAUCAAUCACUAUGCAACAUUAAGAUUAUAGACUUUGGUUCUGCUGUGGACAUCGGUGCCAAUCGGGUGGAUUGUCAUGGUAUCUGUGGAUCAGAACCAUUUAUAGCUCCCGAAGUCUUUCAGCGUUUGAGUUAUGAAGGGCCACCCGUCGAUAUAUGGUCUUUAGGAAUAAUCAUGUUUGAACUUUUCAAUAAUUCUAAUAAACUUCUUUACCCAUGGAAACUAGCCAAAAUUGACGAUCCGGCCUUUAAACAAUACAAAGAAGAUCCUGAAUCUUUGGAUAUCGAACUUCCUCUUUGUUCGAAACUUCUUUCGAUCGAUCCCAAGGAACGUUUACAAAUCGAAGACAUACUUCAAGAUAAGUUUUACAAGGACAAUUCUAGCUGUGUUGAUGAACAUUUAGUUCACGCCCGGACGAAGAGGAUUUUGAACCGUUCGCAAACUAUAUAG
Kluyveromyces marxianus DMKU3-1042 is the source of this 879-nucleotide messenger RNA. It is a transcript of the gene RTK1, whose product is annotated as putative serine/threonine-protein kinase. The record is from RefSeq and is a predicted model, not a curated record. Gene Ontology annotation, molecular function: protein serine/threonine kinase activity; ATP binding. Gene Ontology annotation, biological process: protein phosphorylation; intracellular signal transduction. Lineage: Eukaryota; Fungi; Ascomycota; Saccharomycetes; Saccharomycetales; Saccharomycetaceae. The coding region runs from base 1 to 879 and encodes 292 amino acids. The transcript has a single exon.